AAGAGCAUGCCUCAACUUGUAAACUGUGUGAUCUGCCCAGAUGUGCCAUGUGGUUGAGUUUUUCUGCUGCUGGUUAGGGUACUAUUUUUACAGUGGCCACUGUAAUUUUAUUUCUGAAACCGACCUCGUACGUUGGAAACUGUCGUUGACGCCGCACUUCAUAUAGAAACAUGCUGACAUUUAGCAAGUUAACGGCUCUACGACAUCUCUUGGGUUUCCAACGCACCCGUGCUGCUUUUGUUGCGCUACCGCUCGGUCGUGACUACAGCACAACGGCGAAUCCAAAUGACAAGAGCCACAUGAUCGUGCUGACAGACGAUGGCUCCACUAUCGUUUGCUGGCACCCCGAGCAGGAAUUUCCUUACGAGCACACCAAGCCACUUCCCAGAGUUGACCCUAAGUUGAAUGAGGGAGACUCUGCACUGAAGCUUCAAGUGCGCCUGGACAACAUCAACCGCAGCUACAGAAACGAGAGGCUCGAAAUAGAGGCGCUCACCAAGCUCACCUAUACCACAAAGCAUCGCUGGUAUCCAAAGAACGAAAAGUACAAGGACCCAAACCCUCCAGUCGACCGAGAAGGUUUAUAGUAUGUGGCCAUUGCAGCAUAGCAAGACCAAUCAUCGUUUCUGACCAGAUAGGUGCUGUAAACCCUGCAGUAGCAUCAGUCUAGAGAAGAAAGGAAUUUCAGAGUGGCCAGUGACAUCGGCAUUGCCGUUUCUAGAUUUGAAAGUGAAAUCCACUUCCUGUAGCAAUAAAGAAGGUUGGUCAUUGCCCUUGGCA
Ixodes scapularis (black-legged tick) is the source of this 780-nucleotide messenger RNA. It is a transcript of the gene mRpL42, whose product is annotated as 39S ribosomal protein L42, mitochondrial. Lineage: Eukaryota; Metazoa; Arthropoda; Arachnida; Ixodida; Ixodidae. Gene Ontology annotation, cellular component: mitochondrial large ribosomal subunit. The transcript is spliced from 7 exons. Bases 171 to 587 code for a protein of 138 amino acids. The record is from RefSeq and is a predicted model, not a curated record.